This is a messenger RNA of Cyprinodon variegatus (sheepshead minnow), 1504 nucleotides long. It is a transcript of the gene hes4, whose product is annotated as transcription factor HES-4-B-like. Gene Ontology annotation, cellular component: nucleus. The record is from RefSeq and is a predicted model, not a curated record. Bases 229 to 1092 code for a protein of 287 amino acids. The transcript is spliced from 4 exons. NCBI's taxonomy places the organism in Eukaryota, Metazoa, Chordata, Actinopteri, Cyprinodontiformes, Cyprinodontidae. Gene Ontology annotation, biological process: anterior/posterior pattern specification; regulation of transcription by RNA polymerase II; regulation of neurogenesis. Gene Ontology annotation, molecular function: protein dimerization activity; DNA-binding transcription factor activity, RNA polymerase II-specific; RNA polymerase II cis-regulatory region sequence-specific DNA binding.
CGCGUGUCGGCGGCACAAGGCGUAGAGAGGUAGCUGCGCACUGCGCCACGCACGGUUUAAACGCACUCUGCUUCUUGGAUGACAGCUCGGCCAUAACGAGCGGGACAGUUCAUUCGGAUUUUUCAUAUUCCGAAGUGAUUGUUGCUGUUUCUUAUCUUUCACUGAGAGGAUUUACUUUUUUCCCCACGUGGUUGUAUUUGAAUUAUCUUGACCCUGCUGUGAUCCAUAAUGCCAGCUGACACUAUGGAAAAGCAGACGGCAUCUCCCAUCGCUGGAGCUCCUGCCAACGGAUCCCACACACCGGACAAGCCAAAAAAUGCAAGCGAGCACAGAAAGUCAUCUAAACCCAUUAUGGAAAAACGUCGGAGAGCAAGAAUUAACGAAAGCCUUUCUCAGCUGAAGACCCUCAUCCUGGACGCACUUAAGAAAGAUAGCUCCAGACACUCCAAGUUGGAAAAGGCAGACAUCCUGGAGAUGACGGUGAAGCACUUAAGGAACCUGCAGCGCAUGCAGAUGAGCGCUGCGCUCUCUGCAGAUGCAACAGUGAUGAGCAAAUACAGAGCCGGAUUCAACGAGUGCAUGAACGAGGUGACCCGCUUCCUGUCCACUUCAGAGGGGGUUAAUGCGGAGGUUAGGUCGCGGCUCCUCGGCCACUUGUCCAGUUGCAUGGGUCAGAUGAUGUCCGUGAAUUACCCGCAGCAGGCUCCGUCCCAGCCGGCGCACCUGGCGCAGCCCCUCCAUGUGCAGCUGCCAUCCACUCUCCCCAUCAACUCCAAGCUCAGUCCCGCUGAAUCCGUCUCUCCUAAGGUGUUUGGUGGGUUUCAGCUGGUGCCCGCAACAGAUGGACAGUUUGCCUUUCUGAUCCCCAACCCGCCCUUCACCUCCACCACCUCCGCUCCUGUUAUCCCACUUUUCCCGAACGCCGGGGUGCCUGUUGCUGUGAACGCCAGCCCGGUGCACGGCAGCUCCGCACCGACUGCAGCAUCUCCAGUGCACGGGAUGACGUCCUUCUCCGGGGGGCCCCAGGUGGUCAGCCCUGUAGGGGUGAACGCUGGAGCGGACAGCGGUGAAGCAGUGUGGCGGCCUUGGUAGCUCCAAAAAGAAAAAAGGGACCAAACACUUGCAUCAAACUUUCCCAGAUCAAGCUUUUAUCUGAGACUUUUAUUGCAGGAUUCUGCCUGCGAGUUUCCCCCUACAGGAUGGCCACUUUAACAGCCCCACUUGUUCUGAUUGUUUCGUUUUAUGGAACAGAUGUUGCUUAAAACAGCGCAUGCCUUGUUGUUGUUUUCUUUCGAUAUAAUUUAUUAUUUCCAACAUUUGGAUGUCGGUGAUAAAGGUUCCGACGGAAGAUUUAUAGGAGACCUUUAAGAAGUACUUUUUAUAAAAAGGUUUAGUUUUGUACAGAGCUGUUAUGGAUUGUUAUACCAAAGCUGUGUUUUAUAUUUUGUUUUGUGUUUAAAAAAUGAAUUUGGGUGGUAACCCAGGGUUCAAUAAAAGAGAUUUU